Hermetia illucens (black soldier fly) is the source of this 989-nucleotide messenger RNA. RefSeq names its product NFU1 iron-sulfur cluster scaffold homolog, mitochondrial-like. Bases 88 to 903 code for a protein of 271 amino acids. Gene Ontology annotation, cellular component: mitochondrion. The transcript is spliced from 5 exons. Gene Ontology annotation, biological process: iron-sulfur cluster assembly. Gene Ontology annotation, molecular function: iron ion binding; iron-sulfur cluster binding. NCBI's taxonomy places the organism in Eukaryota, Metazoa, Arthropoda, Insecta, Diptera, Stratiomyidae. The record is from RefSeq and is a predicted model, not a curated record.
GCAACACCAACCUAACCUUAACACCGCCGCUGUUGACAUUUCUUGAAGUUUUUCAAAAAUUCUGGUGAAGUAACAAUUCUCGUCGAAAUGUCCAGGAUAAUUUGGCGAUUUCUCCGUGAUGGGAAGAACUUGCGACGAGUUCAGUGCGCAGCGAGUCAAGGAUUGCAAUGCGUCGCAAAUUAUCAUCAUGUCGCUGCCAAUCCCCGGAAUUUUCUUAAAUUGCAACCACAAAUCGUUACCAUCCCUGUCAGGAACAUGUUUAUUCAGACGCAGGAUACUCCGAACCCCGACAGUUUGAAGUUCUUGCCGGGUGUCAGUGUGCUGGAGAAAGGCAGCACAAUGGACUUUCCCAAUGCAGGCAGUGCCUUUUGCAGUCCUUUGGCCAAAUUGCUAUUCCGCAUCGAAGGAGUUAGAGGAGUAUUCUUUGGUGGUGAUUUUAUUACUGUAACGAAACAAGAGGAUGCCGAGUGGGGAGUAUUGAAACCGGAAUUAUUUGCAGUUAUCAUGGAUUUUUUUGCAAGCGGACUUCCAAUCUUAACGGAUGCCAAACCGAAUUCAGAUACCCAAAUUCUGGAAGAUGAUGACGAAACUGUGAUGAUGAUCAAAGAACUUCUGGAUACAAGGAUUCGACCUACAGUUCAAGAAGAUGGUGGUGAUAUUGUGUAUAUGGGUUAUGAUAAUGGAGUAGUCAAAUUGAAGAUGCAGGGAUCUUGCUCAUCAUGUCCGAGUUCAAUCGUGACCCUCAAGAAUGGAAUCCAGAACAUGCUGCAGUUCUACAUACCAGAGGUGGUAUCGGUUGAACAGGUAUUUGAUAAAGUGGACGAGGUGACUUUAGACGAAUUCUCUAAAUUGGAAAAUCGUCUGCAAACUAAACAACCUGAAUCGGCGACGGAGAAGACAUAAAGGUGCAGUGCUGCAAUAAUUUCGAGAAAUUAUAUUUUGUUCGCAUUUUGAUAGAUGAAAUAAAAUAAGUAGGUUAUAAUCAGAGA